Messenger RNA from Somion occarium, 2714 nucleotides. NCBI's taxonomy places the organism in Eukaryota, Fungi, Basidiomycota, Agaricomycetes, Polyporales, Cerrenaceae. The record is from the annotation of a GenBank genome assembly.
UCCAGGCUCGGCCUUUGCCGAGGUGCCCAAAAUGGGAGGACGGCCUUUGGUUAAACUUUGCAUCAUCUUCGACUUGAAAUUUAGUGGACGAAACUUGACUCUGACGCAUACGUAUAUGUCGUGAAAUAGAAUCUGGAUGAAUGCUGCCUAAUUGUUACUGACUUGUCUCAUUUUCCAGAGAAACGACCCAUUGCUCGAUUGGGUCCUUGCUUUGGAUGCCCGACUACUGAUUCACUAUUGUUGCAUUAUUCUGUCCAUGCGCCACUCGGCUAUUGAGUGUGGUCCCUCGGAAUGUUCCUUCUUCUAACGAAUCUUUUUGGCCUGCCACACCCGAGGGAAACGGAUACAAAACUCGCUUUGUUCUUCACCUCGUUGUGACUCCAACCCACACCCUCCCGUGUUGUCCCUGUCUGUCCUCCCACAUCCCUCUCUCACAUGGCCCGUGCAUUCGAGCACAAGAAGUCUACCUCCCUCAAGGGAAAGCUUCGUGAUAUCUUUGUCACAAAGUCUAAGCCUCCCGAGACUCCUGUUGUCACUCCUCCUGUUAUUUCUCGACCUACUCGUAUUAUACCUAAGAAGAAACGUGGUUUCACCGACGUGUCUCAGGACGAAAACGGCGCAAAAUUCUCAAAUGGCUCUCGUUCUUACACUCGUCAACCAAAUGAUUCGACAUCAUCCAUAGCUACAAUCCGACCUAAGACCCUCAAACGUCAAGGUAGUAAUGAUACUAUCAAAGCUUCUCCUCCGUCAAAGGCGUCCAAGUCGAAAUCAAGGAAGGGUAUCCUCUCUCGCUCGACUUCACACAAUCAAUCGCCCUUCAAUACGACUGACCACGCAAAGUACGUGAUCUCAUCCCCGACUCCCGCCAAGAAGGUGUCUUUCCAGAGCAACGCGCUCGACAAACGGCCAGGAUCCCCCAUCCCCAGGCCGCCUGCUUCGAAGAAGCGCGCUCUGACAAGAACGAAUGAUUCGGUUUUUUCUUCUGCGAGUUCCAAUAGCGACAACUGGGUCGAUGACGACGACGACGACUUUUUCUUCGAUACUAAGGUUACGGUCUUGGAAAUUGGCCAUUCUCCGCCCGGAUCACCACCUGACAAGGCUGUGUCGAGUCUUCCUCCUGCUGAAGAUAAGGGGAGGGACCACAAACGUUCUCAGGUUGCCUCCCUGCCCUCCUCAGACCCUGACCCUUUCGAUGACCAAGACGAGGAUCUGUCUUCUGUCGCCAAGGUUAUGAAGCUCGGUGAUGACUGCAGACGCAAGUCUAUGUCUUCAUCCAAACGCUCGCCUGUUUUCACUGCCGAACCGACUGAGUCCACUCUCGGGAAACGACUUUUCAGAAGGACAAGUUCGUUUGUCACGGCAUCCCCCACCAAGGACGCACUUGACGAUGAGUUUGAGGACCAGUUUCCAGACCCUAAGAUCACGGUUAUCGACGGAUCGAACGCUAAGGAAUUUGAAGGCGCCGAUAUGCCAAUGGUAGGCGACAUUGUUCGCGUUUACGACAUGCCAGCUCCGUCGAACCAGGCAAACUCGAAGACAUCUCUGAGGGUCCUCUCCAGGAUGCCUUCGGCUCAUAAUAUCAGGAAACUGACAGAACGAUUCAAUGUUACUAUUGUCCCCUGCCAGAAGGAAAAGGCUGUCUGGGAUCUCGGAGACGAUGAUCUCGCCGUCUGGCCUGCUCUUCUUUGCAUCACGGAUAAGGAGUUCAAGGCUACCGGGUUCGAACUGCGUGUCCCUGUCAAGAACAUCGAUAUCGAGUUCAGAAGCGUCGACAAGAAAGUCAAAGUCCAGCGUGUCAAUGGCGUCGUGACUACAGCGGAGGAUCCCACUGGCCGUCCCCCUGCGGGGUUCACGGUUAAUUACGCAGGUCACAGUGCACCCAAAAAUCGCCUCCCCACCGAAAUAAGCGAAAGACGUGGGAUUUGCAUUGAAAGCGUCUGGCGCACUGGACCAUUCCCUGCCUAUUCCUCUGAGCUCGAAGCUGCUGUUCCGGCUGGAACGUCUUACGUCUUGAAGUUCCACGUUCCCGUUCCUGUUCGACUUUUCAAGAAUGGUUCUGAGAGUCGGUUCUUCAAGGUCAAGUCAAAGGUCACGAUGGGUGAUUGGGAUAUGCCUUCUGUUCCUGCUUACUCUGGUGUACAGGAGGUCUUGAUUGAGCAUCUGACGAAGGAGAAACAUAUGGAUGGGAAGAAGCCUUUCUCUGUUGCUCGACCUAAUGCGAGGCCUACGUUCAUCCGAUGAACUUUGCUAUUUCUUGCUCGGGCUUGUUGUGGUCUUUUUCUGCCCUCUGCCCUCUAUGUUCUUUAUCUCGUUCUCUUGGCUAAUAAACACACUGUAUACCACCACUCGCGGCCGCACUAUGUUCACCUUGAUUUCAUCGAUGCAAACUUCAAUCGCAAUCCUUACGUUGAAGCUAAGGUCUGGCAGUACGUACUGCCUCUGAUACUUCUAGAAUCUAGACCCUGUAUCACUGGAAGCCUUCGGAGAUGACUCCUCACGCGAGUCCUUGUUACUGCUCACUUUGAACCACCGGUUCAAUACAUUAGAAAGUGCCUUGAAGUACACUCUCAGCGUUCAGACAUGCAUUUUAACUCUUCAUAGGGUCCAUCAGACUGCUGGUGCCACGUAAUAUCAUCCCCAAGGAAGAUACUAAAGACUCCGGGAAGUUCUUUAUAGAAGGCCUCAAGCUCAAAUCCGAGGGCCUUGAAUUCGUC